AUGAAUGUGGAUAGUUUUCAAUGGAAUCUUUCCAUGAAGGUGAUCUAUUUGGUUCUGUUGUUUGGCUUUGUUGCCACAAUGUUUGCAGAUGAAACUGAUAAUACUGCAUUGAGUAGUGAAGAUGAUGAAGACGAAAUGGUGGACGAUGCACAUUAUGUUUACAAGAAACCCGUUUACAGAUAUCUUUACAAGAAACAUGGAUAUCCUUACAAGAAACCCGUUCACAAGCAUGGAUAUCCUUACAAAAAACCCGUUUACAAGCCUUACAAGAAACCCGUUUACAAGAAACCUGUUUAUAAGCCUUACAAGAAACCCGUUUACAAGCAUGGAUAUCCCUACAAGAAACCCGUUUACAAGCCUUACAAAAAACCCGUUUACAAGCAUGGAUAUCCUUACAAAAAACCCGUUUACAAGCCUUACAAGAAACCCGUUUACAAGAAACCUGUUUAUAAGCCUUACAAGAAACCCGUUUACAAGCAUGGAUAUCCCUACAAGAAACCCGUUUACAAGCCUUACAAAAAACCCGUUUACAAGCAUGGAUAUCCUUACAAAAAACCCGUUUACAAGCCUUACAAGAAACCCGUUUACAAGAAACCUGUUUAUAAGCCUUACAAGAAACCCGUUUACAAGCAUGGAUAUCCCUACAAGAAACCCGUUUACAAGCCUUACAAAAAACCCGUUUACAAGCAUGGAUAUCCUUACAAGAAACCUGUUUACAAGCCUUACAAGAAACCCGUUUACAAGAAACCUGUUUAUAAGCCUUACAAGAAACCCGUUUACAAGCCAUACAAGAAACCCGUUUACAAGCAUGGAUAUCCUUACAAGAAACCUGUUUACAAGCCUUACAAGAAGCCCGUUUACAAGCAUGGAUAUCCUUACAAGAAACCCGUGCCUUGUAACAUAAAUUUGGUGUUUGAAUUUGUCAGUGUGUGGGAGGAUGACCGAAAUAGCGAUGAUACGCUAAAACAUGUCAACUCAAUACACUUCGAUAGCCAGCGAGAAAGCCGGGAAAAUAUAAAUAUGGAUCAAAACUUAAUAAAUAACACAGUAACACCACCUUGUAAUAAAAAAAGACCUGAAGUUUAA
Messenger RNA from Hydractinia symbiolongicarpus, 1086 nucleotides. RefSeq lists its product as uncharacterized. Bases 1 to 1086 code for a protein of 361 amino acids. NCBI's taxonomy places the organism in Eukaryota, Metazoa, Cnidaria, Hydrozoa, Anthoathecata, Hydractiniidae. The transcript is spliced from 7 exons. The record is from RefSeq and is a predicted model, not a curated record.